Messenger RNA from Lolium rigidum, 2088 nucleotides. Its product is annotated as glutamyl-tRNA(Gln) amidotransferase subunit B, chloroplastic/mitochondrial-like. The transcript has 9 exons. The coding region runs from base 203 to 1843 and encodes 546 amino acids. Gene Ontology annotation, biological process: glutaminyl-tRNAGln biosynthesis via transamidation; mitochondrial translation. The record is from RefSeq and is a predicted model, not a curated record. Gene Ontology annotation, molecular function: glutaminyl-tRNA synthase (glutamine-hydrolyzing) activity. NCBI's taxonomy places the organism in Eukaryota, Viridiplantae, Streptophyta, Magnoliopsida, Poales, Poaceae.
CAUCUUCCAUGGAUGGAUGAACAUCUGAGGUAGUAGCUUUUUUUCUGGGUGAAAUUGGAAGAUUAGGGCCGCUGCCCGACCUCCCCGCCCCCCUCUCUCUCUCUCUCCCUGUCGCGGGCCGGCGCGCAUCCUCGCCGCUGUGGAGGUUGUGCCUCACCCAGUAGACUGUGAAUCGCAGUAAACGAGAGGCGCACUGGCCACAAUGGCGCUAACGCUUCUCAGAGGGAUCAGAACACAGGCCUUAUUUAGAGCGAAUGCAGGCCUCUUCUGUACCACUCGACUUUCUCCACUAGCCUGCUUCACAACUAGGGUGGAGGGCGUGCAGACCACUAGCCCCAAGACAGCGCCCACAUCGAUUCAACAGGCCGCCAAGGAGGCGGCGGAGCAGAAGAUGCAAGGUUUCGAAGCGGUUAUCGGCAUCGAGACCCAUGUCCAGCUAUCGACCGUCACAAAGGCAUUCUGCUCCUGCCCGUACGACUAUGGCUCCCAGCCGAACAGCACCGUUUGCCCCACCUGUAUGGGCCACCCGGGGACGUUGCCGGUUCUGAAUGCAAAGGUUGUUGAAUGCGCAGUCAAGGUAGCCCUCGCUCUCAACUGCCAGAUUUCCAUGACAUCCAAGUUUGAUCGGAAGCAGUACUUCUACCCAGACCUGCCCAAGGGCUACCAGAUUUCGCAGUUUGACAUCCCCAUUGCCGAGAAGGGUUACGUUGAUUUGGAUCUUCCAGUGGAGUUUGGUGGUGGGCACAGGCGUUUUGGGGUCACCAGGGUUCAUAUGGAAGAAGAUGCUGGCAAGCUGCUUCACUCUGAAUCCGGGAAUUACUCUCAGGUUGACCUGAAUAGAGCCGGUGUUCCUUUGCUAGAGAUUGUCUCAGAGCCAGAUAUGAGGACAGGGAUAGAGGCUGCUGAGUAUGGUGCUGAGGUGCAAAGGCUUGUUAGAUACCUGGGAGUGGGCAACGGUAACAUGCAGGAAGGUUCCCUCCGCUGUGAUGUGAAUGUAUCUGUCCGGCCUAUUGGACAAUCAGAAUUUGGUACCAAGGUUGAAAUAAAGAAUAUGAACUCAUUUAAUGAAAUAAGUAGGGCAAUAGAUUAUGAGAUAUCCCGACAGAUUCAUCUUCACAAAGAAAGCCAGGCUGAUCAAAUUGUACAAGAAACCCGUCUGUGGGAUGAAUCUUCUCAGAAAACUUUUACAAUGCGAAAAAAGGAGGGACUUGCCGACUACAGAUAUUUUCCUGAGCCUGAUCUUGCUGAAGUUGUUCUCACUAGUGAGUACGUUGAUGAAAUUCGUAAUUCAUUGCCGGAGCUUCCAGAGGCAAAGCGGAGGCGUUAUGAGAACAUGGGUCUCAGCAUGCAAGAUGUUAUUUUCCUGGCUAAUGAUGAUAAUGUUGCUCAUUUUUUCGAUUCUACACUUGAGCAUGGCGCUGAUGCAAAGCUGGCUGCCAAUUGGAUCAUGGGUGACAUGACGGCUUAUCUGAAGGAUGAAAAACUCUCUAUCCAUGAAAGUAAAUUAACACCUCUGGAGCUUUCUGAAAUGAUUGCAUCCAUUAAGAAUGGAACUAUCAGCGGGAAGAUUGCAAAGGAGAUUCUGGUUGAGCUCAUUGCCAAAGGCGGAACUGUUAAGUCUGUGAUAGAGGAAAAAGAUUUGAUUCAGAUAGCAGAUCCAGGAGCGAUUGGUGCCAUGGUAGAUAAAGUACUCGCGGACAAUCCGAAGCAACUGGAGCAGUAUCGGGCUGGGAAAACCAAGUUGCAGGGAUAUUUCGCUGGCCAGGUGAUGAAAGCAUCUAAGGGUAAGGCAAGUCCUGUUCUACUGAACAAAAUCCUGGGGGAGAAGUUGAAGGGCAAUUAAUUGCCGAGGGGGGCUUCAGCACAGUGGAAAUAUCUAGUCCUUGAUGAGUGUGGACCAUCAAAUGAAAGUGAAGCCUACAGCAGGAAGCACAUCCUUUUGUGAAGAUAUCUCCGGUUCUCGUUUGUAGCUGUAGUUUGUUGGAAUUUGGAAUGUAAUUUGCAUGGCCGGUAGGAUGGCAAACUAUGUAUCUGUGAAGAAAUAUAGAUCUUGCUGCACUUGUUAACAAAGUUGGUUGCUUGAGGCUA